AUGGGACGAAGAAAGGGUGGUAAAAGGUAAACUCGAUGCAUAUUUAGUUGUAGUUUCUAUAUUUUUAAAGCAUUUUCUGCUUUUUUUAGACAGCAACGUCAUAGCGGCCCUGCUGAAAAUGAAAGGGAUAACGACGAUGUCUUUGAUGAGGUAGACACUUUUCACAAUGAAAGAAGCAAAGAUUUGGGAAUAUCAAAAAAGACGUGGAAGGAUAAAGAAGUAGAGGUUUUGAGUGUGCUUCCUGAUGGCUUGGACGAUUUAUACGACGAAGACGACUUGGAUAAGCCGGCUGAAGAUCCGUUGCUAAAGACAAAGAGUAAGUGAAUAAGUUGUCUUCAGUCUUUUGUUUUAGUUGCUUCGGCCAAUCAAUGGGGGAAGAAUCGGAGAGAAUAUUAUGUGAAUAAUAAGACCAGAACAAAGGAGGAUGGAUAUCUGAACGAUGAAGAGCAGGAGAUAUUAGACUUAGAGGAAGAGGAUGCUACUGAGCGUCAGAAGAAGUUGGACGGGAAAAAUGCAGUUCUGAAUUUUGAUCAAUUCUUUGAGGACGAUGAUGAUGAGGUGGAAGAAAAGAAGCCCUUCCAAAACAUGACUUUAAGGGAGAGAAUGAAAUUAGCAGCGACAGAAAGGCGGAAAGAAGAAGAAGCCAAAGCACAGAAAAUAGCGAGUGUAAUUGAAACGCAAAAGAAGGUUGAGCAUGAAGUUAAUGAAGAAGACGACGAAGAGAAAGAAGUAUUCGUUGAAGGAUGGGACGAUUAUGAAAAUGGUGCAGAGCAAGAAGUGGAGAAGAGGGGAAUUAAUUAUCAGGUUUGUCUCUGCUGCUGAUACUUAUAUAUUUAGAUUGAGAAAAACAAAGGAUUAAUACAGAAGAGGAAGAAAGGAACAGAACAUUCGAGGAUCAAGAGACGACUGCAAUAUAAGAAGGCCCUUGUUAGAAGAAGAUCUCAGAUUCCAGAUGUCAAAAGAGAGUUGCAGAAAUACACGGGAGAAGCCCGUGGAAUCAGGGCAUCGACGGUUAAAUCGAUUAAGAUUAAGGCUUGA
Molecule: messenger RNA, 1038 nt
Organism: Bursaphelenchus xylophilus (pine wood nematode)
Lineage: Eukaryota; Metazoa; Nematoda; Chromadorea; Rhabditida; Aphelenchoididae
Source: the annotation of a GenBank genome assembly